Molecule: messenger RNA, 618 nt
Organism: Striga asiatica
Lineage: Eukaryota; Viridiplantae; Streptophyta; Magnoliopsida; Lamiales; Orobanchaceae
Source: the annotation of a GenBank genome assembly
AUGUAUGUUAACAUCAAUAAUGCACUUAUAGAGUUUGCCUUUCAGAAAUGCGGGAAAAUGUCGUCCUUGUUGUCCUCGUCUGAAUCGAAGUACUUGAAACUCAUGUUAUCAUUUGGAUUUGGAUUGAAACUCGAAUUCACUGCCAUCCGUAUACGCAUGGGGGUUGAUGGCCCGAGUGGUGCGCUGGCCGCAAACGUUGCACGUGAAGGCCACGCGCAUCCGACGGCGCGGGGAUUUGGUGAAGAGCGACCAGGGGAAAGUAGACACCCGCGCCAUACCGGAUUCAGAACCCGUACCCGCUGGGACCGUUGGGCCUUCCAUACCCGACCCGGUUGUCCAUCCUCUCACGUUUGCCGCACUAAGAACCAGCCCCAUCGCAGCAUCCUACUUUUGGGGGAAGUGGAGAAUCGGACGAUCCGCCAGGAAGGAGCGACCUUGGCCUUGUUCGGUGAGAAAAUCGGCAAAGAGACGACGCCGGCGGUGGUGGCUAGCGUUUCCAUUUCCGAUGAUCACGUGCGUAUGUCACCUGCUGCCAUUAAUGGCCAUGGGUUUGGUGGGAGUUGUAGAGAAAGUGUUGAGAUAAUCACUGUGAUGUUGGCUCGGCUCAUUCAGAAAUAA